Molecule: messenger RNA, 4156 nt
Organism: Telopea speciosissima
Lineage: Eukaryota; Viridiplantae; Streptophyta; Magnoliopsida; Proteales; Proteaceae
Product: protein PHYTOCHROME-DEPENDENT LATE-FLOWERING-like
Exons: 12
Coding region: 34-4023 (1329 amino acids)
Biological process (GO): regulation of transcription by RNA polymerase II
Cellular component (GO): SAGA complex
Molecular function (GO): transcription coregulator activity
Source: RefSeq, a predicted model, not a curated record
CGUGCUCGAGAGAACCUGAGAAACUUACCGGAGAUGGGGAUCUCGUUCAAGGUAGCAAAGACUGGUACUCGGUUUCGCCCCAAACCUUUUCAAUCCGAGGAUUUUCUGGACGACGGGAGCGAGAAUCCGAAGGAGAAUUCUCGGACUCUUGUCGGACAUGAAUCGAAUUCGGCUACUAGUCGGAAACCAGAGGCUGACAACAUUGAAGUGGAUGAGGAAGCUGCUGGUAUAACUGGUUCAUCCUUGAGUCCUGGAGGAGACCAAAGUUCAUCAGGGGAAGAAGUAUCCUUCACAUUGAAUCUCUACCCAGUUGGAUAUUCUUUAGCAAAAUCUUCAGAUAAGGGCACAAUACGUCUAGCUUCGCUUCAAGAUGUUCCCAAGUUGUUGCAUCCAUAUGAUAGGACAUCUGAGGCUCUUUUCUCUGCAAUUGAGUCAGGUCGAUUGCCCGGUGAUAUUCUAGAUGACAUACUGAGCAAGUAUUUUGACGGGACACUUGUUUGUGAGGUACGGGACUAUCGGAACUGUGCAUCUAAACCAGGAGAUAAUGUUUCUUCUGUUGAUGGAUCUCCUAUUGUUAAUAAAGUACGGCUUAGGAUGUCUUUAGAGAAUGUUGUGAAGGAUAUUCCCUUAAUCUCAGAUGAUUCUUGGACGUAUGGUGAUUUAAUGGAGGUAGAAUCUCGGAUAUUGAAAGCUCUGCAACCAAAACUUUGUCUAGAUCCUACCCCAAUGUUAGAUAGACUAUGUGCCAACCCAAUUUCAACUACGCUUAAAUUUGGUUUGUCCGGUGCGCGAAAGAGGGGAUUGAGGCAGAUUCCAGAUGUGACAGCCCUGUCAAAUAAUCAAAGCCAUGGGAAGAAAGUCUGCAUUGCUAGGGUGCCUGAAAGCUCAAAUUUCAGGUCUGGUGACUCUGGAACCAUGACAAAUGAUGCAAACUCACAGCAAAUCAAUGAGAAUAUCACCGUCCAAAAUAGUGCGUCAAGCAGUGCAUUAGCCUUCAGACCUAAAAGCAUUGGACCUGAGGCUUCUGCACUAGCAUCAUCUUUGCUAUCCCAUCAGCCCAAAUAUCAAUUGGGGACUGGCCACCCUAGAACUAUGCAAGAUUUUGGGGCAGGGACCAUUGUGAGUUCUUCAGGUGCAUCACCUGGUGGGCACGAUUUGAUGAUCGGAUAUGCUGAUUCGAUAAACUCUGGUGCCUCAUCUUUUCACAGAAAGAGGGAAAACGAAAAUACCCAACUGACACCCUUUUCCAAUAUCACUAAAAGAGCUAGGCAAACUCCAGUUGUUCCUGAUGGGAUUCAGCAGCAGCAAUUGGGUCAACAGUUCGAUAGUCACCAUGGAACAGAUAUACACCGGAAGAGUACAAUGUUGCAGCAACAGUCAGAGGCUGGAGUUAUCCAGUAUGCCAGUAUGGGGGCUCAAAAAUAUCCUCCUCAGAUGUUUGAUGGAGUUUCAAAUCAGGAGGCCAUGGUAUCUUCAUUCUAUAUGGAGCAGCAGGGAAUGAGAUUUGGUGUCAAAGAAGAGCGGAUUGAGACAGAUAAAUUGGACAAGCCGGAUUUUGAUAGGAAUAAAAAUGACUCACACAAGUUAGAAACUGAGGCAAACCAACUGGAUGCACAGCAGUUGCGACUUCCACAAAAGCUUCCACAGAAUCCCUUUAUGAGGUCCCACUUCCCUCAGAGUCAGUGGCAUAAUAUGCUUGUUGAGAAAGAUCCAAGAACGGAAGACCAACGUCAGAAAAGGAAAACAGUACAAAGUCCUAGAGUUUCUACAGGAGCUCUUGUUCAAUCUCCAGCAUCUUCCAAAUCUGGGGAAUUUUCAAGUGGUUCCUUAGGACCCCAAUUUGGUGCAGUUGCCACAACUGCUGCUUUUAAAUCACUAACGAAGGAGAAAACAACUGCCCUUUCAGGUGCCACAGUUGGAGGAGGUCCGUCUGCUACGUCAAGUCCAAAUGAGUCCAUGCAACAGCAACACCAGGCACAAAUGCCUGUGAAGCGAAGAUCAAAUUCCCUUCCCAAAGCACCAGCCAUGAGUGGGGUUGGGUCUCCUGCUAGUGUGAGUAAUAUUAGUUUCCCAUUGAAUGAAAAAAGUCCUUCAGUCGGAACCCGACCUUCAGCUGUUCAAGUUAUGCUUGAGAGGUUCUCAAAGAUUGAAACUGUGACUAUGAGGCAUCAACUCGGCUGCAAAAAGAAUAAGGUGGAUGACCACCCCAUCGUAAGGAAACCCAUGACAUAUUCAACUCAACAGCUCUCAUUUUGUCUCUCUAAUGUAAAUAAUGAGGAUCUCAAGGAUGCAGCAUGUGUGAGACCAUUGGCAAAGUCACUUAUAGGUGGGAGCAUGAAUAUCUGCAAAACACGAGUUCUAACUUUCUUACAGACAGAGCGUAGAGUCCAAGGUAAUCUUGAUCCUAUUGUUCCUAAUGCACGGAGUAGAUUAAUCAUGUCAGAGAAGCCAAAUGGCGGUACAGUAGCAAUGUAUUAUGGGGAUAUAGAUGAUGGUGAUCUUCUGGCUGCUGAGGAUUAUCUGCCUACCUUGCCCAAUACUAAUUUUGCAGACUUGCUUGCUUUGCAAUUUUGUUCACUGAUGGUUCGUGAUGGGUAUCAACUUGCUGAAGAUCAACUCCGACCAAAACCAACUUGUGUUGUUGCCCCCUAUUGUCAAUCUAGUGGAACUCCUGAUGGUGCAGCUGCUGUGAUGCAGCAAUAUCCAGAACAAGUUUCAGGUCAGCCAUCCAAUGCAGUGCCUACACCAGCUAAUAGUGGGACUGGUUCUUUGAACUCUUGUCAGAAUCUUGUAACCGGUGCACGGAUUCUCCCACCUGGAAACACUCAGGCCUUACAGAAUUCUCAAGGAUUCUUGCCAGGGGUUGCAGUUUCUGCCAGGCCACAGCAGUUGGAUCCACAACACUCGCUUCAACAGCAGCAGAAUCAGCACUCCCUCAUGCAACAACAGCAUGCCCAGAUCCAGAGAUCACCUUUGAUGCUUCCAACAAGCCCACUUUCUCACCUAAAUGCAUUUGGGCAGAACUCUAACAUGCAGAUGGCUGGCCAGUUGGUUAACAAGUCCUCCCAUUUCCCACUUCUGCUGCAACAACAACAAUUGCAACAACAGCAGUCACAGCCACAGCAGCAGCAGAGGAAAAUGAUUAUGGGACUGGGAACAGCUAUGGGUAUGGGGAACAUGGGGAAUAAUAACAUGGUUAGCGGAGGCCUAGCCAGUGUCAUGGGCAUCGGUGGUGUUAGGGGAAUAGGUGGUGCUGCAAUUUCAUCUCCGAUGGGAUCCAUGUCUGGCAUGGGUAACAUGGGUCAAAGUACAAUGAAUCUGACCCAGGUUUCCAAUAUCAGCAAUGCUAUAAACCAGCAACUCCGUUCUGGUACACUGUCUCAUGUACAAGCUGCUGCCAUGGCAUCAAAGCUUAGAAUGGUGCAGAGCCGAGCAGGCAUGUUGGGAGGACCUCAGACAGGCAUUGGCGGGAUUCCAGGAACUGGGCAAAUGCAACCUGGCUCUGCUGAUCUUUCGAUGCUAGGACAGACACUCAACCGCACCAACAUUAACCCUUUGCAACGUACAGCAAUGGCAUCGAUGGGUCCACCUAAGAUGACUCCUGGUACAAAUUUCUAUGUGAACCAGCAGCAGCAGCAGCAGCAAUUACAGUUACAACAGUUACAAAUACGUCAGUUACAGCAGCAUCAACAACAGAUGCAGCAACAGCAGCAAAUUAGCUCUCCACUUCAAGCAGUUGCUUCACCUCCACAGGUGGGUUCUCCAGUAGCCAUGGCAAUUCAGCAACAAAUGAGCCAAUCACCACAACCGCAGAUGAGCCCGCAACAAAUGAACCAACAAAUUCCAAUGAGCCCACAACAGUUGAGCUCAGGGGCACUGCAGCCAAUGGGUACUGGCAAUGCAGGUGCUGGUCCGGCCAGCCCACAGUUGAGCUCACAGACCCUUGGUUCGAUUGGUAGCAUCACUAGCUCUCCUAUGGAGCUGCAAGGUGUGAACAAGAGCAAUUCUGUUGGUAACGUAUAGACCAUACAAAAGAUGAGGCAAAACGUCUUGCAGCUUGGUUCUAUUACUCUAUGAAGGCCUCUACACUGGGAACUUUCAAUGGUUGAGCAGAGAUACAAAAGGCAGUAGACAUUUUUGUGGGACUAUCCCCUGC